AUGGCGGGAUUCUCUCUAGGAGGCGGUGGGGGCAGCGCCCAUAACCAGGCUCCGGGAGACCAGAUCCCGACAGAUAAUCUCUUCCUCUACACCAGCGGUGGCGGCGGGGCAAGACACGCUCAAGAGAUUCCCUCCUACACCAAGGGCUUCGAGCUAUGGCAGCACCACCACCAGCAGCUCCAGCAGCAGCAGCGGCCGCAGCACCACCACCUCUAUGCCCCGGGGCUGGGUAUGAUGCUGGACGAUCCGGCGGGGGCGGUAGCGGGAAGCAGUGGCGGCGGAUCUUCACGGGGCGCGAAGACAGGAAGCGGCGGCGGCAUGAGCUGCCAGGACUGUGGAAACCAGGCGAAGAAGGACUGCGAGCACAUGCGGUGUCGCACUUGCUGCAAGAGCCGUGGCUUCCAGUGCCCCACUCACGUCAAGAGCACCUGGGUCCCCGCCGCUAAGCGCCGGGAGCGCCAGCAGCAACUCGCUGCCGCCAUGCAACAUCAGCAGCAACUCGUCGUCCGCGGCAGCGGCAGCGGCAGCGGCGGCGAGCAUUCCAAGCGACCCAGAGAGAUGGGCGGCGGCCUUGCCUGCACCCGCAUCCCGGCUACCAUGGCCACCACCUCUACCACCUCUGGUAUGUGAAACAUUGUCCGCAUCUUUCCGUUUUGAAGCAUGAACUCGAAAUCAAUCAUUAGAUCACAAACUGCAGUCCGGUCAUAUUCAUCAUAGGAAUGAUUCUGUAUUGGAAAGCAGAUCGCCUCGCAGUGCACUCAGGAGCGCGAUGUUAAAACGAACUCGUCGUAUAUGAGACCGAAAAACUAUGUGAAAUGAUGAGAGAUUGGAACCAUGGACACUUUUUCUCUAUCUAUGUCUUCAUUUCUACUGAUAAAUUCCUACAAUAAUGGUUCCCCAGGAGGGCUUGAGGCGGUUAUGACCUUCCCGCCUGAGGUUAGCUCGCCGGCGGUAUUCCGCUGCGUGAGAGUCUCAGCGGUCGACGAGGCGGAGGACCAGUACGCCUACCAGACCGCGGUCAGCAUCGCCGGGCACGUCUUCAAGGGUAUCCUCUAUGACCAAGGACCCGACUCUCACUACUCUCACCCAGGCGACGAGUCCUCUUCCUCCGCUGUCGCUGCCGCCGCCAUCACCACAACCGGCGCUGCAGCCACCAGCAUCACCACGGCCGUUGCUGCCGCCGCGGCGGCCUCUUCAAUGCUCGAUCCGGCUUCCUUGUACCCGGCUCCGCUUAGCGCCUUCAUGGCGGGUACGCAUUUCUUUUCUCAUCCGAGACCCUAG
Messenger RNA from Spirodela intermedia, 1281 nucleotides. The record is from the annotation of a GenBank genome assembly. Lineage: Eukaryota; Viridiplantae; Streptophyta; Magnoliopsida; Alismatales; Araceae.